GUUUAAGAGGAACACAAAAGUUCAAAGGUCAAUUUCGUCUGCUACAGGAAGUGAGGAAAGAGCACCUGCUUUUACGUAAAUCAGCUGAUUUUGUCCGGUUACACAGUCGUGCAGAUAUGUCAGAGUAUUUGAAGCCCGCCGCGGCCAUUGCAUUGCCAUAUGUUGGAGGAGCAUUUGGUUCCAUAAUCGCAAGGAAAAAUAAAUCACCCUGGUAUGAGAAUAUCAAGCGCCCCUCUUGGAGGCCCCCCAACUAUCUUUUUGGACCCGUGUGGACUGCUCUGUAUGGAGGUAUGGGUUAUGCUUCAUAUCUGGUGUGGAAGGAUGGAGGGGGAUUCCAGGGGGAUGCAGCCUUACCCCUGGCUUUGUACGGCACUCAGCUGGCUCUGAACUGGGCAUGGACCCCCAUCUUCUUUGGAGCCCACAGAUUGGGACUUGCUACCAUAGAGAUUGGCUGUCUAUGGGGGACCAUUGUAGCCACAAUCUUCGCAUUCCGUGAGGUCAACACCACAGCCGCCUACAUCUUGGUCCCUUACCUGGGCUGGGUGACCUUCGCCUCAGCACUGACUUUUAAAAUUUGGAGAAUGAACAAAGAGGAUAAGGAUACAAAGACAUCAUAGAGACAAAAUACAACUUAGUUAUUGUUAUGAUAUAGACAGACUAGUCAUGAUGGCAUUUUGUGCAAGAAGUUAAUGUCGAGAUUAGUGUAUUUGAAUUGUGUUUUCUUUGUUUACUAUAGGUUAUUGAUGAACCUUUUAAUGCAUUUAAGUGAAGUAUACUGUUUGAUGACAGUUAUAAGACUGAAUGGUUUUUAGUUAUGCAACAUGUACUAUUAUUAAAAUCAAAUACAUGUAAAUUUCAAAACAAAACAGAUAAAGUGUUUUAUUUCAAUUGUAUUUCAAUUGAUUUACAUAAAAUUGACCUGUGAAUCCAUUUAUUUGUUUACAUUCUUUCAAAAAGUGUCCUUUCAAGAUUUCUUUCCAGAUAUAGCUUUCUUCAAGUUUAUUUAACUUUCAUUUGAAUUUUUCCUGCAAAUCUGAAAGAAAGCCUGUAUGUAAAAGAAGGGCUUAAAAAUAAAAAAAAAUGAUGAUUCUUCAUUUUA
Saccostrea echinata is the source of this 1099-nucleotide messenger RNA. Its product is annotated as translocator protein-like. The transcript has 4 exons. Gene Ontology annotation, cellular component: mitochondrial outer membrane. Lineage: Eukaryota; Metazoa; Mollusca; Bivalvia; Ostreida; Ostreidae. The coding region runs from base 117 to 617 and encodes 166 amino acids. The record is from RefSeq and is a predicted model, not a curated record.